GUGUAUGUAGUUUCCGUAACUGCAAAGUGGUGUUUCUUUGAAGACUGAACACACUGUUGGAAUUUGAAUCUGAGAAAGUGUGUGUAUUUUGUUUACAAAAUUCGAAGCUUGCUUGAUGAGAAGGUAUUUAUGUGUACUGUUGCGAAUGACAGUAUUUGCGAUGGUAGAAAUAUGGAAGAAUAUCUUUGUAGCAUACUACAUAACAUGACUCUGGAACCAGGAUUUAUGUUUUUGUGUGGGGCUAUCAAUCACCCUUGAAAGUAUAUUUCGUACAAGAUAUUUACAUUUGCCGCAUCAGCUGUCAGUGAGUGGUUCGUACUAUGUACAUAAUGAAAGCUUCGCCUUGUAAUUAAAUGGAUGAGAACAAUUACUUUGUUUAUCUUGAUAUAACAGUCGGAGACGAAAAAGUGGGACGAGUAGUUCUAGAGCUCUUCAAGAAUACUGCUCCAAAGACUGCUGAAAAUUUUAGGGCGUUAUGUACGGGAGAGAGAGGGAUUGGCAGCACAGGCAAACCCUUGUGCUACAAGAAUACAGUUUUCCACAAGGCCAUUAGCUUAUUCAUGAUACAGGGAGGUGACACCACAAAUUUUGAUGGCACUGGAGGAGAAAGCAUAUAUGGCUGCGACUUUGAGGAUGAAACAUUUGAAAGGAAGCAUUUGGGGCCAGGUGUAUUGAGCAUGGCAAAUGCUGGUCCCAACACCAAUGGGUCACAGUUUUUUAUCACUGUUGUAGCUUGCCCACACCUUGAUGGGAAAAAUGUUGCUUUUGGUGAGGUCAGAGCGGGAAUGGGUGUUGUUAAGUGUGUUGCUGAACAGCCCACUGAUGAGAAUGACCGCCCACUAAAGGAUUGUGUGGUAUCUGGCUGUGGAGAGCUUUGUUAUGGUGAAGACUGGGGGAUUAAUGAGAAUGAUGGCACAGAAGACAUUUAUCCACCAUAUCCUGAAGACUGGCAGUUUCCUACCAAAGAGAUGAAUUACAUUGAAGAUGCAAUAAUGAAGAUAAAGAACUCUGGAAACCAUUACUUCAGGAAAGGAAAUAUGACGAAUGCAGAAUCUAAAUAUCAAAAAGCUCUCCGGUAUAUAGAAUGGCUGCGCUCUCAACCAGAAUGUAUCAAUGCUGCAGCAACCACAGAACUAGCAUGCCUGCAAAAUCUGGCUGCAACAAAGUUACGUCAGAAUGUUUACCGUGAGGCUCUAAUGUACUGCAACCGUGCUCUGGCACUGGAUGCACAGAGUGUGAAAGCACUGUACAGGCGUGGUCAGGCUUGGCACAGGCUCGGGGAUUACCAGGCUGCCCAACGUGACCUCGGUAUAGCAUUGACAUUGCGGCCAGAUGAUACUCUUAUUAAGUGUGAACUCAAAUCUGUCCAGCAGGAUGCUGUCCAUUACUAUAAAUCUGAGAAACGCCUCUUCAAGAUGAUGUUUCAGUGAGUGCUUGAGCUGCAAACCUGCAAAGUGACUAUUUCAGGGGUGACAGGUACAAAAAGUAAAGUGCAAUGUUAUACAUUUACUGGUAGACCAUACCAGCAGAAGAAAGUGGUAUAUGUUUUUAAUUAAAACUCAGGUGAUUGUUACCAAAUACAGAUGUGCUAAUUCUGAAAUGGGUUUAUCUUCAAUCUGCAAGACAAUAGUGUUAUUAAUAGGUAUCCCAUGACUACAACAGUGUUAAUUAUAACUUCACAAACUAAAAGCUUUGGAUAUUUUUACAGAAAGGAUUUUUAUAUACAUGAAAAUAAAAUUACCAAAUGUUAA
This is a messenger RNA of Schistocerca gregaria, 1751 nucleotides long. RefSeq lists its product as uncharacterized. Lineage: Eukaryota; Metazoa; Arthropoda; Insecta; Orthoptera; Acrididae. Gene Ontology annotation, molecular function: protein binding; peptidyl-prolyl cis-trans isomerase activity. The record is from RefSeq and is a predicted model, not a curated record. The coding region runs from base 354 to 1430 and encodes 358 amino acids. The transcript is spliced from 6 exons. Gene Ontology annotation, biological process: protein peptidyl-prolyl isomerization.